Molecule: messenger RNA, 3842 nt
Organism: Trametes versicolor FP-101664 SS1
Lineage: Eukaryota; Fungi; Basidiomycota; Agaricomycetes; Polyporales; Polyporaceae
Product: NUC173-domain-containing protein
Exons: 10
Coding region: 1-3765 (1254 amino acids)
Source: RefSeq, a predicted model, not a curated record
AUGGCAGACAACGUCGAGGCUGUUCUCAGCAAAAUCCGCCCUCACACCUCGUCUGCUCUCGCUCACCAAAAGGCUCCCGCUACUCUCCUUCGGGCGAUCGAGGCCACUUUCCGCGAACAAAAUACUGAGCCUUCUGCGACCGCCUACUUUGCCACUCUCCUCACCACUCUCGAUGGUGCGCUUCAAUCCUCUGGCGCAUCAGGGCCCGCUAUGGGCGAGGCGGACGUCGUUCCCGCCGUGCUCUACCUCCUGGCUGCAGUGGUUCCGUGCGUUCCCCAUCCGGUCAUCCGCUCAAAUCUCCCUACCACCCUCUCGUUGACUUCACCGCUCUUCUCUGCCCUAUCAACGUUUGCGCCUCCUCUGCGCUCUCAAAUCACGCUCUACGGUGCUGUUCUCCAUGCUCUCGAUCGGUCGGACUUAGAUGUUCAGGGUCUCCGGCAGGCCUUCAUGACUAUUCUUCAGUUCACUCUUGAUCCUCGACCAAAGGUGAGGAAGAAGGCUGCAGAAGUAGUGAAGGAUGUUCUCUCCGCACCUCCCCUCCCAAUGGCCAAGCACCCGUACGCGGAGAAGGUCGCGGAAUGGGUCAAAGCUGCCCUCACUGAAAUCAGUUCCGGAGGGAUCCCCAAAUUCAAGGGCAAGAAGGCGGAUACGGAGGGCUCUGAAGCCGCUGUCCAUCUACUCGCUUUCCUGCGACCCGUGCUCCCAACCUUGCCUACGGAGUCUCUAUCGUCGAUCACGUCGUCGUUGCUCCUUCUCCCUCGUCUGGGGAACCCAUACCUGUCCCAAUCAGCGUAUUCCAUUCUCUCUGACCUCCUCACUCUCUCGCUGGAUGAUCCCACCGUCGAUCUCGCCUCUCACAUGUCCGAACUCUUGAAGGUUAUCCUUUCUAGUCCGCCGAUCAAGAGCGACGUCGCUCUCAAUGCCGCCUGGGCGACUGUUCUCGGGAAUACCAUGCUUGCUUACCACCACGCCAAUGCCGACGAGUGCGUCUUGCAGGUAAACAAGGUGUGGAAGGCGCUGUGGAACCUCCUCGAGUCCUCCGAGGCCGCAACCCGGAAGGCCGCCGGACAAGCUCUGGCAAACUUGGGCAAGUGCUUCACGCCCGCUACCAUCAAGGCUGCGGUGAAGGAGAAAGACUCGGAUGAGCCGAAGAACCCGAUCCGGAAGAUCAUCUUCCAGACCUCGGCGGCGCUCGACUCUCUGACCUAUGCUCGUGCGAUACCGGAUGUCUUGUCGGUGGUAUCUUCCCUCAUUGAGAACCUACGCUUCCGGAAUGGCUCUAGGAAAAACAGCACAGCCGCGGAGCAGCUCAUGCUCCCCCUGAUCACGAAGAUCGCCGACUUGAGGGUACAGAAGACGUUCGAGCACAAGGAAGCUGCUGAUGCGACGCUGGGUACCGCUGUGCGGAUAAUGGGCCCCGAAGUUGUCCUCCGCGCUCUACCACUGAACCUGGAGACUGUAGACAGGCAGGCCGGCCGUGAACCACGAGCAUAUCUUCUGCCUUUGCUUGCGCAGCCUCACUCCUCACCACUGGGGCAUUUUGUGAACUACUUCGUACCCUUGACCGAGCGCAUGUUCGACCUGCAGACAACGGCGGAAGCCGAGGGUCGUCAGUCGGAGGCGAAGGUCUGGAGUGUGCUCGUGGAGCAGAUCUGGAUGGGAUUGCCUGGGUACUGCUGGGGAACUGUCGACCUCAAACAGUCUCUUACUGCCCAGUUCUCUCAGCUCCUCUCACAGCUGCUCUAUGGCCAGCCUACCCUCCGUCCUCCGGUACUACGUGCACUCAAGAUCAUGGUUGAUUCCAAUGUAGCACUCGCAAGCGGAGACGCUGCGAAGAUCGCAAAGCUUCCCCAACACGUUCGCGUUGACCCGAUCUCUGAGGCGGAUGCGGAGGCGAACAUCGCUUUCUUGCGGACGCAGGCGGAAAGCUGGCUUGCCGUGCUCUUCAACGUGUUCGGUAGUGUUGGGAGAGACAACCAGGCAAUGGUCGGAGAUGUUGUCGGUGCGUGGAUCGCGAUCGCGGAUCCGAAGGAAGUUACGCAGGCGUAUCACAAGCUGGUCACCCUCUUUGACCAGAACCUGUCCAGGGCGAAGAAUAUCUCGGCGCCCUCGGCGAACAAGGGUCCGUCGGCGGACUCGAUGACCGUCGUCACACAGGACCUGCUGCUGCUCAUCCUCCCCUACCUGUCCUCCGAGGACGCGACUGCACUGCUCAACUUGUACCUCACCACCGAGGUUCUCGAAAGCCGAGACAAUGGCGUGCAGAAGCGUGGCUACAAGACCCUCGCACGGCUCGUGGAGAGUGGAAAGACUCAGUUGGACGCCGCGGCGGUGUUCAAGACGCUCGAGAGCUUGGUGGACGGCCUCGCCGCGGCCGCAAAGAAGGACAGGUUCCAUCUCCUGACUGCGGUCGUGCGGCUCAUCCCGUCCGAGUCGCUGCAUCUUAUUCCCUCCGUCAUUCCUGAGGCCGUCCUGGGCACGAAGGAGCCGUCGGAGAAGGCGCGGAACGCUGCCUUUGACCUGAUCGUGGCGAUGGGCAAGAAGAUGUCUGCCGGAGGUGUAGUGAAGCGUGACCAGGUUGAGGGGAUGGAGGAAGAUGACGCACCUGUAGAUGCGACCGCGAACAUCGAGGAGUACAUGACGAUGAUUGCAGGUGGUUUGGCCGGUGCCUCGCCGCACAUGAUCAGCGCUACGGUGACCGCUAUCUCCCGCCUUGUCUUCGAGUUCAGAGAAUCGAUCUCGUCGGCGAUGCAGACGGAGAUCUUCGUCACCAUCCUCGUCCUCGUCGGCUCCGCGAACCGCGAGAUCGUCAAGUCCGCGCUUGGGUUCGUCAAGCUCGCCAUUCACACGCUGCCUGCCGAGCUCUUGCGACCGCACCUGAAGGACAUCGUGCCCACGCUCCUGCGGUGGUCCCACGACCACAAGAACCACUUCAAGGCGAAGGUACGGCAUAUUUUCGAACGCCUGCUCAGGCGCUUCGGAUGGGAGGACGUGUACGCGUGUGCGCAGGAGGAGGAGGCGCGGGGCGUGCUUGUGAAUAUCAAGAAGCGCAAGGACAGGGCGAAGCGGAAGCGCGCGAAUGCGCCCCAAGAGGACGACGACGUGCCGAAGGCGAAGGCCAUCGCAGGCGAUGCGUUCGAGGACGUCUUGUAUGGAAGCGAGAGCGAGCUUGACGAUAGCGACGACGAGGAUGCGCCCGCGCAGAAUGCCGCGCCCAAGCGGAAGGGCAAGGACGCCGGCGCCCGGCUCCGCAUCGACAACGACGAGCCGAUGGACCUUCUUUCCGGAGCGGCCUCAGGCGUCACCACUGCGAACGCUGGGAAGCGGAGAAAGCCUGGACAGGACGCCGCCCGCUUCAAGGACGACGAUGCAGGCAAGAUGGUCAUCGACGACGGCUCCGACGAGGAGGCUGCUGCGGGUGCAGACGUUGUCGCGGGCGAUGCCUACCGCGAGAGCCUAACUUCCGUGGACGGCUUCACGCGGGGACCCAACGGGAAGGUAAAGUUCAACAAGGACACGAAGAAGCGACGGCGCGAGGCGGACGAGGCGGAGGAUGUCGAGAUGGCAGACGCGGAGGCUGGCCAGAAGGCGGGUAAGAAGAGCAAGAAGAGGACAGACCCCAAGUUUGGACAUGAGUUCAAGGCGAAGAAAGCAGGAGGGGACGUCAAAAAGAACGGCGUGGAUCCAUACGCGUACAUGCCGCUUUCGCAGGCUGCGAAGAAACAAAAUCGGGGCUCCCGGGUCGGUAUCGCCGGCAAGCGGUAAACGUUGUAGUCACAUCCCAUCUCUGUACGCCAUGUUUUCCCAUAGAUUCCGGAUUCACACUCUUGGUUAUCGCGUGC